Argiope bruennichi is the source of this 3594-nucleotide messenger RNA. RefSeq names its product meteorin-like protein. The coding region runs from base 202 to 1104 and encodes 300 amino acids. NCBI's taxonomy places the organism in Eukaryota, Metazoa, Arthropoda, Arachnida, Araneae, Araneidae. Gene Ontology annotation, molecular function: hormone activity. The record is from RefSeq and is a predicted model, not a curated record. The transcript has 4 exons.
UGUGCGCUCAAACUUUUCUGCAAGUUGAGUUGACCAACUGAGCAUUAUGAGUACGACAGUGUCGUUGAAAGGUUGUUGAAUACAUAGCUUUUCCGUGUAUUAUUUUCAACUUGUAUAAGUAGUUGAAAAUGUGUGUUUAGGAUAUGAAGAUCCAAUGUUGAAAUUACGGCAAGAGUUCUACGACAUUUUGUUUCUGACCCAAUGGAACUUUACUGUGUGCAAGGAAGAAGGCAUCGACCGUUCGUGAUUCUCGUGUUUUUCUUCUUUGUAGUAUGCUUGGUGUCAACGGCGCCUAUUUCGGACUUGACUCGGCGGAUAAGCGACGAAUGUGAUUGGUUUGGCAGCGGCCUAGAGGAUACGUCUUCACCCACUAUUGGAGUACAGUCUGUGUACUUGCGAUGCAGAGAAGGAAAAAUUCGCUGGGAAUAUCCACGUGGUGCUCUGAGGGUUGUCCUGCGCAUCGGACACUUCCACAAGGAUUUCCAAGGAUGCCUGAAGGUGUCUGCCAAUUCUUCUGGCGCCAGCCUCUACCUAGAGGGGCACAAGAAAUUGCAUCUCCUGUACAGGAACAACAAUUCUGUGAACAGCCAACAAUGCUUCAGAUCUAUCGGUGGGCAUGUGGCUCUGUUUCUCGAAGCGCAUGCACCUAGCGAAUUGCUCAAGAAAGAUUUGUUUGAACUAAUGUACGAUUUGGAACCCAUACAACCGAAGUCAUUUUCAGAAUGCCGUCCCUGCACAGAUAGAGAGCUGAUAUACGCCUUCUGCACCAGCGAUUUUGUUGCUCGGGGUUCUAUCUUCAGUUUACACCAAAAUGAACAUUUCCAAAGAACUGAACUGACAAUAACAGCCAGCGAAAUCAUCAGGGAUUCCGUACCCAGAGUUUUUAGUGAGGGUUUGUCACCCCUCAAUAAAAAGAUUGCGUGGAAAGGCGUUGUGCAUCGGCCCCAACAUUGCGGUACCAAAACGGGGUCGGGCGAGUUCAUCUUUUUCGGCAGGUGGAGAUUAGGAGAUCCUAUUUUGAGGUGCGCUCCACGAUGGACUGAGUGGAAGAAAGUACGGAGGAAAGCCACUUUCUCUGAAAAUGUGGACUGCGUGCUGGAAUGAUUUCAUAGAUUCUAUAGUCAAAAGUUUCAGUUGUCUUUGAUAUAGAUCUAUGAUUCUCAGUAUUCAACUAGUCGCCAUUCAGUCCACGAAAUGUAGUAAUCGUUGAUUUUAUCUUUAUAAAUUUUUAUUAUAUAUAUAUAAAAAAAGAAUGUUUGUUAAAAGAAUGUAUAUAUUUUUAAUUUUGUACUUUUAAACGAGAGUUGUGGUAAAUGCAUAAAUAAAUGACAUUUACUUUUUAUUUUUUUAAAAUAGAAUAAAAUAUGUAAAAGUCCCUUUCCAACGGCCCGUGUAUGUUUUGAGACAGGCACAUUUUGCCCUCUUGGGGUUUUCCGGUGUUCUUUGAUGUCUUUUCAUUUUACCGACCAUUUGCGGGAAGCUCCGGAUCGACGUCCAUAGGCGGGGGUGGUCCUACAAUGGAUCAGUUUGCAGAUUUACGACCAUAACCUUAAAGACAACAAGCCGUCGGAACGGGACUUGAAAUAUGUUACAAAUACUUUUAUAUCAAGCAACAUGCAAUUUCUUAUAAUGUAUCCCCAAAAACAUAUAUCCUAGAUAUUAAAUUUUGUUUUAUAUGUUUUAGUGCAAUUUGAUUGUGUGAUAAUGUUUAAAAGCCAAUCACAGAAUAAUUGUUACAAAUAUUGGGAAGUAAAUUUAUCGGAAAAGGAGACAUAUGAUGGCAUGCCAAACGAAUUCUCGAAAACUGCAAGUUUUAUUACUCAGUCUUUUCUCAUCCCUUUCAUCAUUAAUAUACACACGCUUAGUUUUUUGAAUCCCAUAUACUACAGGUCUAAGUUUAUUAUUAUUAGACCUUCAGCUCGUCUGAUGGAAGGAAGAUUAUAUUUUUAGUUUUAAAAUAUUAGCUGUUGGGAAUUGUCACUACAUAGACAACGGGAAAAAAUUGAAUUCGAUGCAAAUUGAUUUAAUUCUAAUGUAAUUCAUUCAAGCUAGACAAAGGAGGUUAAAAACUGCAAAGUAUAUGAAAUUUCAAAGCAGCAACUAUACUUAUUUAAUGUGUACAUUUUAAACUCAGGAAAUAAGUUAAACGACUAUGAUAAAAACAAUUGCUCAGAUUUGUGCCAAAGUUGUGACUGUUCGUCACGAGGUAUUUGAAUGUAUAGUUUUAUUCAAUCGGAAGCAUUAAACUAGAAAAUAACGCACAAUUCAUGAAAUGCAAUAGCAAGAGGAAAAGUAUUUUAUAUUAUUUAUCUGUUUAUAUAUUUAAAAAUGAUAAAUGAUUUGUAUAUAUAAAGAGUGUUAAACACAUCACAGAACCAUUAAUCAACGUUAUGUGUUCGGAUAAUAGCUUUUGUUGUUAUAUAUCCUAACUCUUUUAACCUAAAGUUGCCAAACUUGGUAGUGUAUACUUUAGGGUGUGGAAAUGUGUACAUCAGAGCUUUUUUUCUCCCUUGGAAUUAAUAAAAAAUUGAAAUUUUGACGUUUUUGUACGAUACUUCAGAUGAUAUUACAUAAAAAAAAUUUCUUUCUUAAAAUUCAAAAAAUAAUCUUUUCAAUGAUAUUUUAUAUUUUCUUACCGUAAAAAAAAAUAUUUUACGAUAUCAAUUUUAAAAAAAUAUUCUAAGCAUAUCUUCCAACAGAAUUGUAAGAAUUCUGAACAAAUAUUAAACAAAUCACAAACAAUAAUACAAAAAAAAAAAAAAAAAAACCUAAGAAUUGUGGAAAACAAUCAAAAUUGUUGAAAAAAGUCACUGUUGUAGAUAUUUUCUCGUUUUUUACCCGAUUAUCUUUCCUAUUCUUAACAGAAAUCUAUUAUUGGAAAAGCGGGUUUUAUGAAAUCAAGCGGUAUACUUGCUUAAAUCUCUUGAAGAAUCUGUAAAAGAUUCUUAUUAAUAUGAAGUAAAAAUGCCAAAUUUUAUAUAUUGUUUUAAAUUACAUUGUUAUAAUAUAUCCAUUUAUUUUUAAUGAAUUUUGAAGAAUAAAGCUGACAAAAAAAAAUAAUAAUAAUAAGGAAAGUGCAUAGUAAAACAGAGCGGCGUGAGGCUUCUAAUAAAUAAAAUAUAUUUUAUUUAUUACUAUUAUUAUAUAUCUUUAAAAAAAUGACUUUUUUCACAUUUAUUUUAAUAUUAAACAAAAAAUAUUAAAAUAAUUAGUUUAAAAAGCAUGCAUGUUAAAUUAAAAACCUAUUAAAAUAUAUUAAAUUGAUCAGUUUAUUAAAUGAAAGCUUAUUGAUGUGCAUUACCCAAGGUCGCAAAAUGUCUGAAUACGGCUCCGAAUUGAAUACGUUGUAAAAAGUGUAUUAUUUUCAACUCUUUAUUAUCCUAGUACACUGUUUAGCAAGGGUUGCAUAUAAGAAUUUAGUAUCUAUUCAAACUUCAAAAAGUUCGAAUCCUGGCUGUUUUCUUAAAUUUUAUAAGCUCUGAUAUUACAAAAGUUAUUUAAUAAAUAAUAAUCCAUUAUAUUUGGAAUUGUAUUUUUAUUUCAAUUUUCAAAUUGUACUGAUCAUAUUUGAUCUUAAUUUUUACGUGUAUCUUU